Gavia stellata (red-throated loon) is the source of this 1185-nucleotide messenger RNA. RefSeq names its product calcium/calmodulin dependent protein kinase II beta (gene CAMK2B). The record is from RefSeq and is a predicted model, not a curated record. Gene Ontology annotation, cellular component: cytoplasm; neuron projection. Gene Ontology annotation, biological process: protein phosphorylation. NCBI's taxonomy places the organism in Eukaryota, Metazoa, Chordata, Aves, Gaviiformes, Gaviidae. Gene Ontology annotation, molecular function: ATP binding; calmodulin binding; calcium/calmodulin-dependent protein kinase activity.
CUCCACUGUCACCAAAUGGGGGUCGUCCACAGGGACCUCAAGCCAGAGAACCUGCUCCUGGCCAGCAAGUGCAAAGGGGCAGCGGUGAAGCUGGCUGACUUCGGCCUCGCCAUCGAGGUGCAAGGGGAUCAGCAGGCCUGGUUCGGCUUCGCGGGCACGCCCGGCUACCUCUCCCCCGAAGUCCUGCGCAAAGAGGCCUACGGCAAACCCGUGGACAUCUGGGCAUGCGGUGUCAUCCUCUACAUCUUGCUGGUGGGCUACCCGCCAUUUUGGGACGAGGACCAGCACAAACUCUACCAACAGAUCAAGGCCGGUGCCUAUGAUGUAAUUCCUUCGCCCGAGUGGGACACGGUCACCCCCGAAGCGAAAAACCUCAUCAACCAGAUGCUGACCAUCAACCCCGCCAAGCGUAUCACAGCCCACGAAGCCCUCAAGCACCCGUGGGUCUGCCAACGCUCCACCGUGGCCUCCAUGAUGCACAGGCAGGAGACGGUAGAGUGUCUGAAAAAGUUCAACGCCCGGAGGAAGCUCAAGGGCGCCAUCCUCACCACCAUGUUGGCCACCAGGAACUUCUCAGCAGCUAAGAGCUUACUGAACAAGAAGGCGGACGGCGUGAAGCCUCAGACCAACAGCACCAAAGGCAGCGGUGUCACCAGCCCCAAGGGGACACUCCCGCCCGCAGCGCUGGAGCCUCAAACUACCGUAAUUCAUAACCCCGCGGACGGCAUCAAGGAGUCGUCCGAUAGCACCAACACCACCAUCGAGGACGAGGACACAAAAGCCCGCAAGCAGGAGAUCAUCAAGAUCACGGAGCAGCUCAUCGAGGCUGUCAACAACGGGGACUUCGAGGCCUACGCGAAGAUCUGCGACCCGGGGCUCACCUCCUUCGAGCCCGAGGCCCUGGGCAACCUGGUGGAGGGCAUGGACUUCCACCGCUUCUACUUCGAGAACUUGCUCUCCAAGAACAACAAGCCGAUCCACACGACCAUCCUGAACCCCCACGUGCACGUCAUCGGGGAGGACGCCGCCUGCAUCGCCUACAUCCGCCUCACCCAGUACAUCGACGCCCAGGGCCGACCCCGCACCAGUCAGUCGGAGGAGACCCGCGUCUGGCACCGCCGCGACGGCAAGUGGCAGAACGUCCACUUCCACGGCUCGGGGGCCCCCGUCGCCCCGCUCCAGUGA